This is a messenger RNA of Monascus purpureus, 1134 nucleotides long. The record is from the annotation of a GenBank genome assembly. Lineage: Eukaryota; Fungi; Ascomycota; Eurotiomycetes; Eurotiales; Aspergillaceae.
AUGGGGAACGAAUUCACCCAACAUCCCCCAUUCCUGGAAUUAACCCCGACGAAUCGAGGACCGGCUCUGUCUGUCUUCACCUUCAUCUGUCUCUCUACCUCGUUCAUUCUGGUUUCUGCGCAGCUGAUGCUGUCGGUGUAUAUUUCCCGGCACCAGAUCUCUUUGAAUAUCCCGCUAUGGAUUGCCAAGGUGGCGCCGGAAUCACUCAUGGAAGCAAUGAUUCAUAACGAAUGUUAUCGUCAGUACAGCAAAUUCUCGUACGCCGCGGACCUGUUUGUCAUUCCGGUUUUGGCGCUCUCCAAACUCUCCACGACGCUGCUCACCCUGCGGAUCGCGCCGCCGCAUGGACGUAUGCAGCUUGCCUGCAAGAUGCUCAUGAUGGUCGUGGCUGGCUGGACUGUGUUUUCGAUCUUUGCCAUUUCGCUCGAAUGCAAGACGCCCGACCCAUGGCUUUUCACGCCGGACAGAUGCGGUGCUCAGAAACCUCUUCGAAGCAUCGUUGGCGCCUUCGACAUCUUGACCGACCUGUUCCUGAUCGGUAUCCCGUGUAUCAUUCUCUCCACGGUCCAGAUACCGUUGGAGAAGCGAGUGACGACCAUUGCCGCAUUCGCGGCCCGGAUUAUAUUGCCCAUGUUGCAUAUCAUGGAACUCAGCUAUCGCACUGACUAUUGGCAUUCCAAUGAUCCUACCUGGACGACUGUUGACCCUUCCAUAUGCCGGCAAUUUCUAAUGAACUACAGCGUCGUCGUCGCCUGCAUGCCCACGCUGUAUCAUAUCUUCUCCAGCUUCAACUCCGGGCUCUCCACUCUCUACAUUGGCGACGGCAUAGCACCAAAUGGACGACGACUGAGCAGGCGGAGCCCUUACGGCGACGGUUACUCUACCUCUUGGGCCCAGGACAAGGUUAUGCGCACGGCCAGUGUUGUGGGUCGUGAGGCGCACCUGCACCCGUUUCAGCAAAUGCCGAAUAACAAUGAGAGCUCGAGUUCGAGUAAGAACUACGGGAACCGCAUCGAUGUGAGAGCCGACGAUGUUGACAGCUUACGAUGUGCACGGCACUCGACCGGCGAUGACCAUGUGCUGCAGCGCAUUGAUGUUUACGUGGAAGUGGAGGAUCGACAGGAGCUGAUCUGA